Molecule: messenger RNA, 458 nt
Organism: Oxyura jamaicensis (ruddy duck)
Lineage: Eukaryota; Metazoa; Chordata; Aves; Anseriformes; Anatidae
Product: HAUS augmin-like complex subunit 1
Exons: 3
Biological process (GO): spindle assembly; centrosome cycle
Cellular component (GO): HAUS complex; cytosol
Source: RefSeq, a predicted model, not a curated record
UCCACCAGCUGCUUCUGUGCCAUCAAUGAUAUGAGUUCCGAGCUGCAUACAACAGAAUCAAAGAACAGAGAAAUGGAACUGGAGUUGACCAACAUUAGGAAAAAACAAACUGCUGCACUGGUGCUGGAAAAGCAGAGGAGUAAGGAUCUUAAAAAAAAAACAAAGGAACAUCUUGAGGUAGAAAGAGCCAAGGCUGAGAGCCGAUCCCAGAACUUGAAGUUCAUGAAAGACAAAUCUGAGAAUUUCAAAAUCAAGAUUAAGGCUGCUGAGGAGCAGCUUGCUGCCACAGAGUUGGAUCAGUCAUUGACACAUCGGUCACUAGUGAGCAUGUUUGAGGUAGGUCUGUUGGUACAAGACAUAUGUUUCUACAGCAACCCAUGUUGCAAAUGGAGUGGAUAUUCUGUGGAAUAUAUCUCAUUACAUGGCUGUCUGUGUAUUGCAAUUACUAAAUUACCCAG